AUGGUUCCGCUGCUCAUCUGCCUGGUGUGCCUCAUGGGCGGGUGCAUGUGGUGGCUGUGCCGGCGCUGCCUGCACUCCGGCUCCACCGCUAGCAAGGACUGGCCGCCCGCCACCUACGACGAGUUUAAAGACGUCCCUAGAAUCUGCCGCAUCCUGCUGUCCGUCUACGAGGAGGAUAUCAACAGCCCGGUCUACAACGACCGUCUGGAGAUUAAUGACGUCGUGCGGCUCGCGGGGUACAAGGACACGCAGGGCCGGUGCCCGCCGUACGUGAUCUACGUGGACCACGCGGCGCGCGACAUCUGUCUCGCGGUGCGCGGGCUGAACAUGGCCAACUUCGCCGACUACCGCGUGCUGAUGGACAACCGCAUCGGCAAGCAGCGCUUCGACGGCGGCUACGUGCACCACGGGCUGCUCAAAUCCGCCGCGUGGCUGCUCGACCAGGAGAUGGAGACGCUCAACGCGCUCGCCGCGGAAAACCCGGAGUAUACGGUGACGCUCGCGGGGCACUCGCUGGGGAGCGGGAUUGUCGCGAUGAUGACGGUGAUUCUGCAUAAGAACCCCGACGAGGUGGGGUUUGAUAAUGCGCGGCUUCGCUGCUUCUGCAUCGCGCCCGCGCGGUCCACGUCGCUCAACCUCGCAAUUAAGUACGCUGACAUCAUCAACUCCGUCGUCUUGCAGGACGACUUCCUUCCGCGCACGUCAGCACCCAUCGAUAACAUCCUCGCGCUCUCCUUCUGUCUGCCAUGCAUGCUGUGCGUCAAGUGCUGCUGGGACUCGUGCGGGCUGUACAAGCGUCGCCUCAAGGACCCUCGCCGCCUCUACGCGCCCGGUCGCCUCUUCCACAUCCUCUACACCUCCGACUUCAGCUGCCAGGAGGAGGAGCCGCAGGUGAAGACCGCCGUACCGGUCGAAGACCGCUUUGAAAAGGUGGUGCUGUCCCGCACGGCCAUCGACGACCAUUCGAUCGUCAUCAUCGAGCGCCGAUCAACGGUGGCAGUGGAGUCUCUAGAGCUGCGGGAACAGGCGGAGCAGGAGGAGGAGAAGACACCCCCGGAGCAGCAGCGCAUGAAGCGCUCUUCAACCAUGAAGGAGCGCCAGCAGCAGUACGCCCAGGCGCUUGAGCGCGCCCUCACUCUCCACGUGCCCGAUGCCGCCGGCGCUGAGGAGAUUCGGCAGCUGGUGGCUGCUGCUGAGGCGCGGGAGGAGGGGGUGAGUGAUAGGGCGGUGCAGGGGCACAGGGCAGAUAAAACGGGCGAGAAGGGAGAUAAGGGGGACAAGGGGGAGAAGGUACAGGUGAAGGAGAAAUCAGAAACGAUUGCACCUUCGCCAACAGCCGCAGCAGCAGCAGCAGCAGCAGCAGGGGCAGUGGCAGUUGUUGCUGCUGUGGGGAUGGAAGGCGGCAAGGAGGCAGUGGGAGGUGAGAAAAAGGCGGAGAGGAAGAAGGAUGAGGACGAGACGAGCGAGAAGAGCGCCAAGAGCGAGACGCUGUCAGAGUUCUGGCAGAAGGAGCUGGAGGAGUUUCGGGAGAAGGAGAAACAAGCACUGCUGGAGGAAGAGCGGAAAGCCGAGGAGCGCGUGAGGCAGUUUGAGGAGCAGAGCCGUGCGGACAAGGCAGAGAAGGCGGAGAAGCGCCGAGCGGAGCAGACGGGAGGGGAGGAGGAGGAAGAAAAGGGCGAGGAGGCGGAGAGUCUAUCGGACUACUGGAGCAAGGAGCUGGCAGCGCUGCGGCGGCGCGAGGAGGUGGCGAUGGUGGAGAGGGAGGCGCAGGCGGCUGAGCGCAUCCGCGCGUUUGAGGAGAGGCAGAGGGUGGAGCGGGCGAGACGCGCCGAGGAGGGGGAGGCGGCCGAGCGGCUUUCGGAGUUCUGGGGAAGGGAGAUGGACGGGGAGAAGGGGGAGGGGGAGUGGGCGGAGAGGGAGGUGGAGGGCGAUGGGGAGGGGGCUGUAGCAGGGGGAGGAGGGGAUGUGGUGGUGGAGGUGGGUGAUGGGGCGGCGCGAGGCCCGGCAGAUGUGGCCAUCCAGGUGGAUGAAGGCACGGCGAUGCUACCCAAGACACCUCCACCUGCCACUGCCCCUGCCCCUGCCACUGCCACUGCCACUGCUGCACGUGCAGCUGGGGCUGGGGCCAAGGGCGAGAAGAGCGAGGCAGAGCGCGACGGGCAGCAGCACAGGCACGCACAGUUGGGGCGGGCUUUAACCACCGCACCGCAGCAGCAGCAGCAGCCGAGGGUGGAGGCUGCAGCAGCGCGGCAGCAGAUGGGGCGAGCGAUCACUGUAGGGUCAGGGCGAGAGGAGGAGGCAGCAGCAGCAGCGGGGCUGUCUGCAGGAGGGGCAGCGGCAAGGGGGGGGCUGUCUGCAGGGGAAGUGGGGGGGACGGGGGGGACCCUGUCAGUGAGGCAGAAGUGGGCGCGUAUAGUGGAUGAGUUGAUAGAUGCGGGGGAGGGGGAGGUGCAUGGGGGCACACGCGACGCCGCCGAGGCUCAGCUUCGGGAGGCGCAGAGGAUCGGUAAGGAGCAGUGGCACAAGGCUCGGGCGGCGUUCCUGUCUGGUGUGGGUGGCCUGUCGAAGAAGGCCGGGAUGAACAUUGAGAUCUGA
Messenger RNA from Closterium sp. NIES-65, 2595 nucleotides. NCBI's taxonomy places the organism in Eukaryota, Viridiplantae, Streptophyta, Zygnematophyceae, Desmidiales, Closteriaceae. The record is from the annotation of a GenBank genome assembly.